Antechinus flavipes (yellow-footed antechinus) is the source of this 1578-nucleotide messenger RNA. RefSeq names its product endophilin-A2-like. The transcript has a single exon. NCBI's taxonomy places the organism in Eukaryota, Metazoa, Chordata, Mammalia, Dasyuromorphia, Dasyuridae. Gene Ontology annotation, molecular function: protein binding. Bases 369 to 1481 code for a protein of 370 amino acids. Gene Ontology annotation, cellular component: glutamatergic synapse; cytoplasm; presynapse. Gene Ontology annotation, biological process: synaptic vesicle uncoating. The record is from RefSeq and is a predicted model, not a curated record.
UUGCCGGCCCUGGAACCCACGGCACAAUAGGUGCAACAAGGCCUGGCCACCGCCGCAGAGGGGACAAGCUGCAGCACCUUAGACCCCAGAGCAGAAAGCCAGACUGGGCCUUUAUCCCCAGAAGCUGUGCCCCAGGAGCCGAGAUCAGCUUUAAAAAAUGAGCAGAGAGGAAGCACGAGCCAGCAGGUGAACGAACGAACGAGGGAACAGGUGGGUGUUGAGGCGGAGAUCCGGCGGAGGCGGUUGAGGCGCGAGCAGCCGCCGGUGGCCCGGCAGCUGUCAGCGUCAGGAGCUGUCCAUCUGCCAGUCUGUUUAUCUGUCGCUAGCUGGGUCUAGGUGGACCGGGAGGUCUGACCGCUAGAAGCAACAUGUCGGCGGCCGGGCUCAAGAAACAGUUCUACAAGGCCACCCAGCUGGUCAGUGAAAAGGUUGGAGGAGCUGAAGGGACCAAGCUUGAUGACGACUUCAAAGAAAUGGAGAAGAAAGUGGAUGUUACCAGCAAGGCUGUGGCAGAGGUGUUGACCAAAACCAUUGAGUACCUGCAGCCCAACCCGGCCUCCCGAGCCAAGCUGACGAUGCUCAACACCGUGUCGAAAAUUAGAGGGCAGUUGAAGAAUCCUGGCUAUCCACAGUCGGAAGGGCUCUUGGGCGAAUGCAUGAUUCGCUACGGAAAAGAGUUAGGCGAGGACUCCAACUUUGGCGAUGCCCUUUUGGAUGCUGGUGAAUCAAUGAAGCGCUUAGCGGAAGUGAAAGAUUCCCUGGACAUAGAAGUCAAACGGAAUUUUAUCGACCUCCUCCAGAACCUUUGUGAUAAAGACUUAAAGGAGAUCCAGCACCAUCUGAAAAAGCUGGAGGGCAGACGGCUGGAUUUUGACUAUAAGAAGAAACGUCAAGGAAAGAUAUCAGAUGAGGAGUUUCGGCAAGCGAUGGAGAAAUUUGAAGGGUCCAAGGAAUUGGCAGAGACCAGCAUGCACAACCUCUUAGACAGUGAUAUUGUUCAGGUGAGCCAGCUCUCAGCCCUGGUGGAUGCCCAGCUGGAUUACCACAAGCAAGCGGUUCAGAUCCUGGAUGAACUGGCAGACAAGCUGAAGCGCAGGAUGCAGGAAGCCUCUUCCAGGUCUAAGCGGGAAUACCAGCUAAAAUCUAGAGAGUCCUUUGACUUUGGAGAGCCUGCUCAAUCCAAUGGAGGUGUCCCUUGUGCCUCAGCCCCCAAGAUCACAGCAUCUUCCUCUUUACCAUCCUCUGAUAAGCCCAAGCCCAUCAGGACUCCCAAAAGUCGGAUGCCAUCUCGGGACCAGCCCAGUUGCAAGGCCCUGUAUGACUUUGAACCUGAGAACGAUGGGGAGCUGGGUUUCCGGGCAGGUGACAUCAUCACACUAACCAACCAGAUCGAUGAAAACUGGUAUGAAGGCAUGAUCAACAGUCAGUCAGGCUUCUUCCCCCUCAAUUAUGUGGAGGUGCUGGUCCCACUACCUCAGUGAAAUGACUACUAUCCAUACCUCCUUCCUUGCCCUCCCAUCCUCUUCCCUUCUCCUGUUCCCCCUCCCUCCCCCCAUAAUAAGGAAAGCCAAGUCUGAU